AUGGCCCUCCAUGGCGGCGCGCCGGUGACAACAAGGUCCGCUGGCAAAGGUGACGAGGGUGAUCCUGUUCUCAUAGGAUCAUCGCCGCCGCCGGUUUCAUACAAGGAAGGCCGCAAAGGCCGGAAAGGCCGCAAAGCCCGCAAAAAGGAACGGAAGCUGGCUAGAAAGGCUGCUACAUCAGUACGGAUCGACCCGGCUUCGGGACGUGUUCAAAAACUUUCAGCUCCACGGAUUGCUGCCGCCCCUAAUAACGCCGGCCGGCCCGGCCAACCAGCUGCGGCACCUCCCUAUCAGGUCUCUCAGAACCCCGACAACAACAACCGCUCUAGCAUAUUCAACCCUCGGGCCGCCCCAGAAAAUCCCGAUAUCCCAUUCCACAUUCAACAUUCGCUGUUCAAAACUGUGCAGAAGCUCGCGGAACAUGCCUUAUUCGACUGGGCCCGCCAAUGGGUGAAUACAGUGCUGCUAGAGUUAAGAUGGGAAGUACCCGAGCAAGGAGAAUUGAACACGUGGGUUAAAGCCCUAUCACCUCAUAAAAUUGCCGUCCAACGUGCCCUGUAUGAAAAUAGGGCUCAAAUUGACUGGAAUCAUCUGGAGAUGGCGAUCCGGAGUCUCCACCAACUGCGGCAUGCCGCCGUACACCGGCUACCCGUAAUCCUAUCAGUUACCAAAACAUGGAUUGCAUGCGGAUUAAAACUGUGCAACUGCUUGAUGGACUCAUCUCGGUCUGAAAAGAUGACAGCCAUUCAAAUGGCGUUGGACCCUCUUGAUCUGGUCAGACUGCAGGAAGUCAUUGCGGAGCCGGUCGCCAGAAGACCCUUGCUGCCAGUAGAGGCCGACGCAGAAGUGGAGCGGGAGUUGCCAGCAAAGGAGGGAAAUUUCUUUGACCUGACGGAACUUUCGGAUGAUGAAGAGCCAACGUCUAAAGAGACCAGAUACAUUGAUCUCACGGAGCUUAGCGAUGGGAUCGAAGAUUUGAAUGGCGAGGAUGAGGGUGAGGAGGAAGUCACUUUCUCUUACCAGUAA
Molecule: messenger RNA, 1026 nt
Organism: Drepanopeziza brunnea f. sp. 'multigermtubi' MB_m1
Lineage: Eukaryota; Fungi; Ascomycota; Leotiomycetes; Helotiales; Drepanopezizaceae
Source: RefSeq, a predicted model, not a curated record